AUGAGCUCUUCGGCGAAGCGCAUCCAGAAGGAGCUCGCGGAGAUCUCGCUCGAGCCCCCGACGAACUGCAGCGCGGGGCCGAAAGGCGACAACCUGUACGAGUGGGUCUCCUCCAUCAUGGGCCCGGGCGGGUCCCCGUACGCGGGCGGCGUCUUCUUCCUGGACAUUCACUUCCCCACGGACUACCCGUUCAAGCCCCCGAAGGUGACGUUCAGGACGCGCAUCUACCACUGCAACGUGAACAGCAGCGGCCAGAUCUGCCUCGACAUUCUUAAAGAUCAGUGGAGCCCCGCGCUCACCAUCUCGAAGGUGCUGCUGUCCAUCUGCUCGCUGCUCACGGACGCGAACCCGCACGAUCCGCUCGUGGGGACGAUCGCGCAGCAGCUCCUGAACGAUAAGGCCGCGCACGACAAGACGGCGACGGAGUGGACGCGCAGGUACGCGCAAGGGUAG
Molecule: messenger RNA, 453 nt
Organism: Micromonas pusilla CCMP1545
Lineage: Eukaryota; Viridiplantae; Chlorophyta; Mamiellophyceae; Mamiellales; Mamiellaceae
Exons: 1
Coding region: 1-453 (150 amino acids)
Biological process (GO): protein polyubiquitination
Cellular component (GO): nucleus
Molecular function (GO): ubiquitin conjugating enzyme activity
Source: RefSeq, a predicted model, not a curated record